This is a messenger RNA of Elephantulus edwardii (Cape elephant shrew), 1901 nucleotides long. RefSeq names its product UDP-N-acetyl-alpha-D-galactosamine:polypeptide N-acetylgalactosaminyltransferase 10 (GalNAc-T10) (gene GALNT10). The transcript has 12 exons. The coding region runs from base 93 to 1901 and encodes 602 amino acids. NCBI's taxonomy places the organism in Eukaryota, Metazoa, Chordata, Mammalia, Macroscelidea, Macroscelididae. The record is from RefSeq and is a predicted model, not a curated record. Gene Ontology annotation, cellular component: Golgi apparatus.
AGCUGCUGCCGCCGUGGGGCGAACGUGUGAACGCGCGGUGCUGGGGGCGGCGCGGCGCGGCCGGCGGGGCGCGGUGGAGCUGACCGGCUCCGAUGAGGCGGAAAGAGAAGCGGCUCCUGCAGGCGGUGGCGCUGGUGCUGGCGGCCCUGGUCCUCCUGCCCAACGUGGGGCUCUGGGCGCUGUACCGCGAGCGGCAGCCCGACGGUACCCCCGGGAGAGCGGGGGCGGCGGUGGUACCAGCGGCCGGACAGGGCGCACACAGUCGGCAGAAGACGUUUUCCUUGGGCGAUGGGCAGAAGUUGAAAGACUGGCAUGACAAGGAGGCCAUCAAGAGGGACGCUCAGCGCGUAGGAAAUGGAGAACAAGGGAGGCCUUACCCCAUGACUGAUGCAGAGAGAGUGGACCAGGCAUACCGAGAAAAUGGAUUCAACAUCUACGUCAGUGAUAAAAUCUCCCUGAACCGCUCUCUUCCUGACAUCCGGCAUCCAAACUGCAACAGCAAACGCUACCUGGAGACGCUCCCCAACACGAGCAUCAUCAUCCCCUUCCACAACGAGGGCUGGUCCUCCCUGCUCCGCACAGUGCACAGUGUGCUGAACCGCUCACCGCCUGAGCUGGUGGCCGAGAUUGUGCUGGUGGACGACUUCAGUGAUCGAGAGCACUUGAAGAAGCCCCUUGAAGACUACAUGGCCCUUUUCCCCAGUGUGAGGAUUCUCCGUACCAAGAAGCGGGAAGGUCUAAUAAGAACUCGGAUGCUGGGGGCCUCAGCAGCGACUGGGGAUGUCAUCACAUUCCUAGACUCACACUGUGAAGCCAACGUCAACUGGCUGCCCCCCUUGCUCGACCGCAUUGCUCGGAACCGAAAGACCAUUGUGUGCCCGAUGAUCGACGUGAUAGACCACGAUGACUUCCGAUACGAAACACAGGCCGGGGAUGCCAUGCGGGGCGCCUUCGACUGGGAGAUGUACUACAAGAGGAUCCCCAUUCCUCCGGAGCUGCAGAAGGCCGACCCCAGCGAUCCAUUUGAAUCUCCUGUGAUGGCUGGUGGACUGUUCGCCGUGGAUCGGAAGUGGUUCUGGGAGCUAGGCGGGUACGACCCCGGCUUGGAGAUCUGGGGAGGGGAGCAGUAUGAAAUCUCCUUCAAGGUGUGGAUGUGUGGGGGCCGCAUGGAAGACAUCCCCUGCUCCAGAGUGGGCCAUAUCUACAGGAAGUAUGUGCCCUACAAGGUCCCUGCUGGAGUCAGCCUGGCCCGGAACCUUAAGCGAGUGGCAGAAGUGUGGAUGGACGAGUACGCCGAGUACAUUUACCAGCGCCGCCCUGAGUACCGCCACCUCUCAGCCGGGGACGUGGCUGCUCAGAAGAAGCUACGCAGCUCCCUAAACUGCAAGAGCUUCAAGUGGUUUAUGACCCAGAUCGCCUGGGACCUGCCCAAAUUCUACCCACCCGUGGAGCCUCCGGCAGCCGCUUGGGGAGAGAUCCGCAGUGUGGGCACAGGGCUGUGUGCAGAUACGAAGCAUGGGGCCUUGGGCUCCCCACUGAGGCUAGAGAGCUGUGUGCGGGGCCGUGGAGAGGCUGCCUGGAACAACAUGCAGGUGUUCACCUUCACAUGGAGAGAGGACAUCCGGCCUGGAGACCCCCAGCACACCAAGAAGUUCUGCUUUGAUGCCAUCUCCCACACCAGCCCCGUCACCCUGUAUGACUGCCACAGCAUGAAAGGCAACCAGCUGUGGAAGUACCGGAAAGACAAGACCCUGUACCACCCUGUCAGCGGCAGCUGCAUGGACUGCAGUGAAAGCGACCACAGGAUCUUCAUGAAUACCUGCAACCCCUCCUCUCUCACCCAGCAGUGGCUAUUUGAACACACCAAUGAGACAGUCUUGGAAAAAUUCAAUCAAAACUGA